Molecule: messenger RNA, 1229 nt
Organism: Gaeumannomyces tritici R3-111a-1
Lineage: Eukaryota; Fungi; Ascomycota; Sordariomycetes; Magnaporthales; Magnaporthaceae
Product: GPI-anchored cell wall beta-1,3-endoglucanase EglC
Exons: 2
Coding region: 104-1036 (310 amino acids)
Biological process (GO): cell wall organization; carbohydrate metabolic process
Cellular component (GO): cell surface; fungal-type cell wall; extracellular region
Molecular function (GO): glucan endo-1,3-beta-D-glucosidase activity; 1,3-beta-glucanosyltransferase activity
Source: RefSeq, a predicted model, not a curated record
AUAUAAGCGCCCAGGUCUUCGUCCUUGAUGCGCAUCUUGGCUGUGGUCUCUUCAGCACCUAUCGCUCACUCAGUCACUCGCUUCUCUCGCACAGCCAGAAACGAUGCGUUCCUCCUCCCUCGUCGCUGGCCUUGUGGCCAUGGCCAGCACGGCCAGCGCUGCCAUCCAGGGUUUCAACUAUGGUGCCUUCUUCAUGAACCAGCAGCCCAAGUCCCAGGUUGACUUUGAGUACGAGUUCAACCGCGCCAAGAACCUGCCGGGCACCAGCGGGUGGAACAGCGCUCGUCUCUACACAAUGGUGCAAUGGCACACGGCCAAUGACGUUGUGCAGGCCAUCCCCGCCGCCAUCAACACCCAGACCAAGCUCCUGCUUGGUCUCUGGGUUUCUGGCGGCGACCAGGCCAUCGAGAACGAGCUGAUCGCGCUCCGCAAGGCCAUCGACUCCUACGGCGAGUCCUUCACUCGCCUCGUGGUCGGCAUCUCGGUUGGCAGCGAGGACCUAUACCGCAGCAUCAACAAUGAGGUCGGUGUCGAUGCCGACACCCUGGUCCGCUACAUCCGCCGCACGCGGGAGUUCCUGGCAGGCACGCCCCUGGCCGGCACCCCGGUUGGCCACGUCGACACCUACAACGCCUUCCUGGACGGCCGCAACCGUAAGGUCGUGGACCAGCUCGACUGGCUCGGCUUCGACGGCUACCCGUACUGGGAGAAGGAGGCGGCCAACAGCAUAGAGAACGCCCGCGCCCGCUUCUACGACGGUCUCGACAAGACCGUCGCGCUCGCCAACGGCCGCCCCGUCUGGGUCACAGAGACCGGCUGGCCCGUGAUUGGCGACACCGUCAACCAGGCCGUCGCUAGCGCCGCCAACGCCCGCACCUACUGGCGGGAGGUUGCUUGCUCGCUCAUCUCGCGCGGCAUCAACGUGUGGUGGUACAUGCUGCAGGAGAGCCAGUGGGGUCAGGCCAAUCCCGACUUUGGGAUUUACGGCCCCGGAGAUUUGGGACAGAUGCAGCCCUACUUUGACCUGUCCUGCUAGUGUCAUUGAUCAUGACUGGUGAUGGCUUUACGGAUUGCAAGGAGAAGGCGUAUAACUAAUAUUCACGACCAUAGACACGACUUGGAUUAGAUUUAUCUUAAUAUUAAACCAAACUCCCAAGUAUGGGAUUUUCUGGUACAUACGUCUGAUUGAUCACGUGGCUUAUGCCGGGGCUGUGAAGCUUUAGGUUGUG